Molecule: messenger RNA, 1937 nt
Organism: Scleropages formosus (Asian bonytongue)
Lineage: Eukaryota; Metazoa; Chordata; Actinopteri; Osteoglossiformes; Osteoglossidae
Product: protein FAM222B-like
Exons: 3
Coding region: 146-1849 (567 amino acids)
Source: RefSeq, a predicted model, not a curated record
UUUGAGGACUGGUCAUCUGUAAUCUUGGAAAUGUAGAGUCAUGUGUCUAACUAGCAGACGGAGCUGAUACAGGCUUCUUCCGUUGCAGGAAGGCCAGGGUGUGGUGAGACGUGGGACUCUCAUGGUGCACUAGUGGCUGUGUGCAAUGCUGGCCUGUCUGCCAGUUCCAGGUGACCUUCCAUUCCAGCUGCUCUCCCACUUGCAGAUGAACACGGGACUUCAGAAAUGGGACAGUACACGGAAGAUGAGAUCUGCACAGUAUCCAACUCCAGCAGAGUUGGAUGCCUAUGCUAAGAAAGUGGCCCACAGUCCUCUGACAAUUAAGAUCUUUCCUAACAGUGUAAAGGUUCCCCAAAAGAAGCACGUCCGUCGCACAGUGAAUGGGCUUGACACCUCAAGCCAUCGCUAUUGCCCCUACCCAUCUCAGGCCAGUGCAAAAGCAGGGCUCCUCAGUGUUGUCAAAAUGCCCAUUAAAGGCGUCAUCAAGGACAUGCAUGGCAGCCGGGUACACCAGUUCCCUGAAGCCACCAUGAACCAUCACAAUGGGUCCUAUUUUCCCCAGAGCACUUUAAAUGUUCCUCAGACCACUCCACAGUCACAGGGGCCUCUGCAACCCCAACAUAUUGCCCAACAACAGAAUUUAAACCACGUUCAGGCCUUAGCCCAGCAGAAGCCUCGGAGUCAGCCCUGUUUACAGACAGUGUCGCGACAGCAGGUUGGGCCGCAGGGCUUGAGGCACCUUCCCAGCUCAACCCAACCCCUGAGCAUGCAACAUCACCAGGCCUUGCCCCCUGUACAGACUGUCCCCUACCCCUUGAGUCUGCAGCCAACUCCAGCCAACAUGAUGCUGCAUAACUUAGAACAGACACAUACAAACCUCCAUUGGACUAGAAAUAUGCCAGGUACUGAAGCCCCACCAAACGUGACCGUGUCUACCUCAACCAUCCCACUGCCCAUGGCAGCUGGGCUUCACCAUAACCGACCGGCUGACCUGAGCAGCAUUGUGCACCAGAUCAACCAGUUCUGCCAGACAAGAGCAAGAAUUGGCACUACCUCUUUGUGCGAGGGGCAAAUUGCCAACCCCAGCCCCAUCAACCGCAAUCUGCUUAUCAGCACUAGCUCCCGAGCGUUAUCCCAUCACUCAGCCCCAGGUGCCCCACCUAUGUGUGUCCUUGGCUCUGCACACAAGGCUGCUGCUCCCAUUCCAGUGGGUGCUCUCCCACCACUGGAUAUCGCUACAGUGAACCCCAUGCACAUGCUCCGUGGUGAUGGGAAAACACAGCAACAGUCCUGGAGCCAGCAGCAUGGAAUGCUCCAACAGAACAUUUCAGAGGCUGAGCAUCUCGGCAAACCUGCAUUGCUGGACCCUCCUGGAGGACCUGCCUUUCCUAAUAACAGCACUGGCUACCCACUAGACAUGUCUUUGGGCCAACCUUUCAACCUGAAGCUCCCUAUGGACAAGCCCACUCCUUCGCCCCCCGUCAUUGGGGUUCCAGCUGCAAUUUCCUACACCAAUGGGCCUUACUUAAAGCCCCUUUGGAAUGGAGUCCUCCCAACCCCAAACAGUGACAGCUCAGGCUCGCAGGACCUGGCCCUGCACUUCCAUGGGGGGCCAUUGGGUGCCCAAGUAGACUGCACCCCUGCAUCUAUCCAGAGGCCUGGAGCCAGCUCCUCUGGCCACACUAAUCCUAGGCAAGCCAUGGAGUAUAUGGCUGGAGACUUCCAUGCAGCCUGCUUCAAGGAUCAGAGCUUUGGGAACAGGGGCAAAAUACAGAGGCCUGCAAUAGUCAGAGGCCCUGAGACAGGCAGUAGUAGAAAUCCUCAAAUGCAGCAUCCAGGGUAUAGAUGAACUACAGCCUUGUCUAUAUAGUCACCCACUUAAGUCUUAGCCAUUUAGCAAGCAAAUUACUUAAUUAUAUUUAAACCUGGUGUUUUAU